Molecule: messenger RNA, 4402 nt
Organism: Cynoglossus semilaevis (tongue sole)
Lineage: Eukaryota; Metazoa; Chordata; Actinopteri; Pleuronectiformes; Cynoglossidae
Gene: ppfia3
Product: PTPRF interacting protein alpha 3
Exons: 30
Coding region: 157-3855 (1232 amino acids)
Biological process (GO): synapse organization
Cellular component (GO): presynaptic active zone
Molecular function (GO): protein binding
Source: RefSeq, a predicted model, not a curated record
UGGUCUCUCACCUCACUUCUCAACGCCCUUGUGACCUUUAGUUUUGGUGAGACACUUUGGUAGAAGGACAGUUGGAUCUUUCAUGAAGAGAGCCUUCUACCGUCACUAGACACUGCACCUUCUCUCAGAUAAGACCUCCCACACUCAGGUCUCAGGAUGAUGUGCGAGGUGAUGCCCACUAUCUCGGAAGAUGGGCGUGGCAUUGCAGGGGGUGGCUUGUCUUCCCCUGCCGGUGGCAGCGGAGGCGCAGGCAUGGGCGGAGGUUUAGGAGGACUGGGAUACAGCGGCCGAGAUCCUCGAGGUGGCGACGAAGGGGGAAGCACGGGGAACCUCGAGUCGCUAAUGGUGAACAUGCUGACUGAGAGAGAGAGGCUGCUGGAGAGUUUGAGGGAAACUCAGGAUAGUCUGGGUACUGCCCACCUAAGACUACGAGAACUGGGCCACGAAAAGGAGUCACUUCAGAGGCAGCUGUCCAUCGCCCUGCCACAGGAGUUUGCGGUGCUGACCAAAGAGCUAAAUCUUUGCCGGGAACAGUUGCUGGAAAGAGAGGAAGAAAUAGCUGAGCUAAAGGCAGAACGUAACAACACAAGGCUGCUGCUGGAGCACCUAGAGUGCCUGGUGUCCCGUCACGAGCGUAGCCUGAGGAUGACCGUGGUAAAGAGACAGGCACAGUCCCCUGCAGGUGUUUCCAGUGAAGUGGAGGUCCUUAAAGCCCUCAAGUCUUUGUUUGAGCACCACAAAGCCCUGGACGAGAAAGUGCGGGAAAGGCUGCGGGUGGCUUUGGAGAGAGUUGCCGCCCUGGAAGAAGAACUGCAGUCCUCCUCGCAAGAGGUAGUAUCAUUAAGAGAACAAAUCAAACGACGGCAGCAAGGAUUAGACAACAACAAAGAGCAGCUUCCCAACGGACCAUCCUCCAUCUUUGAUGAUGGCGAAGUCGACCGCCAGAGAGAGGGAGAGAUAGAGCGACAGAGGUUGGAGCUGGGGCAGCUGAAAGAACGACUCGCUCUCAUGUGUAGACAGGUGGGAGAAAUCGAGGAGCAGCUGACAUCAGCCAGGAGGGAGCUGGCUCGCUCGGAAGAGGCCAAUCAGAAACUACAGAGGGAUGUCAAAGAGGCCCUGUGUCAAAGGGAAGACAUGGAGGAAAGAAUCACCACGUUGGAACGCAGGUACCUGAGUGCCCAGAGGGAGGCGACAUCACUCCAUGACAUAAAAGAUAAACUGGAGAACGAGUUGGCCAGCAAAGAAUCUCUGUACAGACAGAGUGAAGAGAAAAACCGUCAGUUUCAGGAGCGUCUUGACGAUGCCAAACAGAAGCUGCAGCAAACCCUGCAAAGAGCAGAGACCCUGCCAGAGAUCGAGGCGCAGCUUGCCCAGAGGGUGGCAGCGCUGAACAAGGCAGAGGAGCGUCAUGGCAAUUUCGAGGAGCGACUACGACAGAUGGAGUCGCAACUGGAGGAGAAGAACCAGGAGUUACAAAGAGCAAGGCAGAGGGAGAGAAUGAAUGACGAACACAACAAGCGCCUCUCCGACACGGUGGACAAGUUGCUGUCCGAGUCUAACGAGAGACUGCAGCUUCACCUUAAGGAGAGAAUGGCAGCAUUGGAAGAGAAGAAUGCUUUAUCAGAAGAACUGUCCAACAUGAAGAAACUUCAGGACGACCUCUUAGCCAACAAGGACCAACUGAUAGCAGAGCUGGAGAGGCUUCAGUUGGAGUUAGAUCAGCUGAGAGCCAGGCCUGGAGGCUCGUAUUCCAGUCGCUCGUUGCCAGGCAGCGCUCUGGAGUUGCGGUAUUCCCAUGGUGGCGGUUCCCUCCCGUCGGGUUCCACCACUCACCUGGAUCCCUUUGGCAAUGCGUCUACUGGCGGAGUGGUUAGGAGAAGUCACAGAGCUCGCUGGAGCUCUGCCCGAGAAGACUCAACCAAGUUUCCAGAUUGGGAGAGUGGGGCUCUGCUGGACACUAGGUUUGAACCUAGCAUGGAUGUGGGCUGCUCAGACGAUGAGGACGACGGUGAACCACACUUUGGCUCUGAGCUGCUUUCACCCAGUGGACAGACGGAUGUCCAAACCCUGGCCAUCAUGCUGCAGGAACAGCUGGAGGCCAUCAACAAGGAGAUUAAACUGAUCCAGGAAGAGAAAGAGAGCACAGAGUUACGUGCGGAGGAGAUUGAAAGUAGGGUCAGCAUUGCUUUAGAUAGCCCACCCAUCCCUCCAACAUCACUGGGCAAAGACAGCACAGGACGAAGCUUUAUCCCCUCCUCCAUUACGUCUUCAACCCUGGCCUCCCCCUCUCCUCCUAGUUCUGGUCAUUCCACCCCUCGCCUGCCCCAUUCGCCAGCGCGUGAGAAUGAAAGACAGAAUAACAAAGACGACGAUCGUUCCCUCGCACUUUUGGACUCUCCGCCGCCUCCUACGCCAAGAGCCCUGCGGUUGGACAGGAUGGCCCUCACCCACCCAGGUGCUAUGCUCGAUGACCCAAGGGAUUACCGCAGUCUUUCAGCGGAUGGCACCAGCACCAACAGCAGCCAAGACUCUCUCCACAAGUCCAGCAAGAAGAAGAGCAUCAAGUCUUCCAUUGGCCGACUUUUUGGAAAGAAAGAGAAGGGGAGAGUCGGACAACCUGGGCGUGAUGGAUCACCUUCUCUGGCAUCUACUCCCUCUGAGGACAUGGCCUCUGGAGAUCCAAUGGGAAUGAACAAGACUGGGACUCUUGGUCCAGCAGACAAAGACCGGCGCAGCAAGAAGAAACAUGAGCUGCUAGAGGAAGCAUGUCGCCAGGGUCUUCCGUUUGCAUCUUGGGAUGGGCCCACCGUUGUGUCCUGGUUGGAGCUGUGGGUGGGAAUGCCAGCCUGGUACGUUGCAGCUUGUCGUGCAAAUGUGAAAAGCGGCUCCAUCAUGGCAAACCUCUCAGAUACUGAAAUCCAGAGGGAGAUCGGCAUCAGUAACCCACUGCAUCGCCUGAAGCUGCGUCUGGCCAUUCAGGAAAUGGUGUCUCUCACUAGUCCGUCGGCCCCAGCCAGCACUCGCUCGUCUACCAGUAAUGUGUGGAUGACUCAUGCUGAGAUGGAGUCUUUGAACGCCGCCACCAAACCGCCGGAACUGAAGGAGUUCAGCUGGGACCAGAUUCUGGCCUACGGUGAUAUGAAUCACGAGUGGGUCGGCAAUGACUGGCUGCCCUGCCUGGGUCUGCCACAGUAUCGCAGUUACUUCAUGGAGUCACUGGUGGAUGCUCGCAUGCUUGACCACCUCACCAAAAAGGAACUCAGGGGGCAGCUGAAAAUGGUGGAUAGCUUCCACAGGGUCAGUUUGCAUUAUGGCAUCAUGUGCCUGAAGCGUCUUAACUACGAUCGCAAAGAACUGGAGAGGAGAAGAGAGGAGAGCAUGCACCUGAAUAAAGAUGUGAUGGUGUGGUCCAAUGAGCGAGUCAUGUGCUGGGUGCAGAACAUUGGUCUAAAGGAGUAUGCUGACAACCUCAGAGAGAGUGGUGUACACGGUGCUCUGCUGGCUUUGGAUGACACAUUUGACUACACCGAUUUAGCCCUACUGUUGCAGAUACCUAAUCAGAACACACAGGCAAGACAGCUCCUUGAACAAGAAUACAACUCUCUUAUCUCUAUGGGAACUGAGAGACGACCAGAUGAGGAUGGAACAAAAACGUUCACACGCUCGCCAUCCUGGAGGAAGAUGUUCAGGGAGAAAGACCUGAGGGGUGUGACCUCCGACUCUGCCGAGACGUUGCCCGCAAACUUCCGUGCCUCAGCAAUUUCCACACCCUCUGUCACCCUGAGGAAGGUUCAGAGUGAUGCCAAUGCGGGGACCAGAGGUGAAUCUGCCUCAGUGCGGACAUACUCCUGUUGAGGGGACAGUGAGGGCAUUACAUGGACUGGAACUUUGAGGAACCUUCUAGCUAGUCCACAAGGAAAGACACAGUGACAGUAACAAAAAAGAAUCAAUUGGACCGUCUCGCAAUAAAAGAAGAAACAGAAUAACAAUAAUAAUAUUUUGAAAGUGACAUUAAGAAUGUAUGAAUGUUUUUCUCCGCAAAAUUAGGAAGGGGUAAAUGAGAUUUUCUUCUCUCUCUUUCUCUCCCUCCCUCUCUCUCUCUCUCUCUCUCUCUCUCUGUCUCUCUCUCACGUUGACCAACUUUGUUUUGGUUUUAAUUAGCGACAGCACCGGUGUAGAGUUAGCUAUGGGUCGUUGUGUGUGAGGCUUUAAGUGAGGUGAAGUGUCACAACUAAGAGCUUUCCUGUUUUGUUCUCAGGUUACAUCAGGACGGUGUUUUUCUUGUGGUGAUACCAGAAGGUUUUUCACUACAGACUAUUUCUUUACGUAAGGAGGGCGAAAUAAUUAUGUCUGGAGUAAAGUAUGACAUGGAUUAACCCUUUCAUGCAUGACGGCCACUACA